Messenger RNA from Megalobrama amblycephala (Wuchang bream), 4680 nucleotides. RefSeq names its product RAR-related orphan receptor C b (gene rorcb). The transcript has 10 exons. Gene Ontology annotation, molecular function: zinc ion binding; nuclear receptor activity; RNA polymerase II cis-regulatory region sequence-specific DNA binding. NCBI's taxonomy places the organism in Eukaryota, Metazoa, Chordata, Actinopteri, Cypriniformes, Xenocyprididae. Gene Ontology annotation, biological process: regulation of transcription by RNA polymerase II. The record is from RefSeq and is a predicted model, not a curated record. Gene Ontology annotation, cellular component: nucleus. Bases 281 to 1741 code for a protein of 486 amino acids.
GAGAGUCCACGCUUCUGAAAGUAGGUUAGCAGGGUAGAGUGAGAGAAGAGGGAGGAGGACGACGUUUCAUACCGCGCCAUAACACACAUCGAAUACGACUUGAAUUUUUUUGUUGAAAGUGAAGACCUUUAGAGACGCAAAUUUACUUCUGUUUUAUUUUCUUAAUAAUGCUCACAGUCGGAGCUGAAAAGUUUAAUUCGGGUAGCUGUCUCAAGUUAGCUAUUUCGACAAUAUUGCUUCGCACCCAGUGAACUUUGGAGAAUCAAGAAACUGCAUCAAAAUGAGAGCUCAAAUCGAGGUUAUACCGUGUAAGAUCUGUGGCGACAAAUCCUCCGGGAUUCACUAUGGCGUUAUUACGUGUGAAGGGUGCAAGGGUUUUUUCCGACGCAGCCAGCAGAACAAUGCCAUGUACUCAUGUUCACGGCAGAGGAACUGCCUGAUCGACCGAACUAACCGGAACCGCUGCCAGCACUGUCGUCUGCAGAAAUGCCUGGCUCUCGGCAUGAGCCGUGAUGCGGUGAAGUUUGGCCGAAUGUCAAAGAAACAGCGGGACAGCCUGUAUGCGGAGGUGCAGCGGCACCAGCAGCUGUCUCAAGAGUGUCUGGCGGGUUUGGGUGGCGGUCUGACAUCACGUGACCGUGAAGAGUCGGGCGAAGACAGCGCACACAGCCGGCCGUACAGCAGCGGAGGUUCCAGCUCCAAUCUCAGUGACCUGGACGACAUCGCCACGCUGCCCGACGGUUUGCUAUUCGACCUGCCGCUCACCCCGGAGGAGGCUGGCGAGUACUGCGCUCUGGAGAUGCUCGGGGGCAGCAGCGGGUUUGGGAGUGCAGGAAGUGGAAGUUCGUCAAAUCAGAGCUCUCCAGAGCCCAGCGCUGUAGAUUUGGCAGAUGCAGUGAGGGUGAAGCAUGAGUACAUCCUGCCUGAAAACAGCCUACUUACACAUUCUCUCCUGAGCUCUUUACCAGACAACUGCUCUCUACACGACAUAGAGCGGAUCACUCAAAACGUGGUGAAGUCUCACCUGGAGACGUGUCAGUACAGCCCAGAAGAGAUGAAGAAAGUCACCUGGAACCUCUACACACCUGAAGAAACACGCAGCUUUCAGCUCAAGUCUGCAGAAUGGAUGUGGCAGCAGUGUGCCCUGCACAUUACAAACGCCAUCCAGUACGUUGUGGAGUUCGCUAAGCGCAUCUCUGGAUUCAUGGACCUUUGCCAGAAUGACCAGAUCAUCCUGCUCAAAGCAGGAUGUCUGGAAGUCCUGCUGAUCCGAAUGUGUCGCGCUUACAACUCUUCCAACAACACUAUGUUUUUUGAUGGCAAGUUUGCCAGCCCUCAGCUCUUCAAAGCUCUCGGGUGUGAUGACCUGGUGAACACUGUCUUUGAAUUGGCUAAAAGUCUGAGUCGUCUUCAGCUGAGCGAGGAAGAAAUGGCUUUAUUCAGCGCCGCGGUCUUGCUGGCUCCAGAUCGGCCGUGGUUGACGGAGUCUCAGCAGGUUCAGAAGCUCCAAGAGAAGGUCUACGUGGCACUUCAGCACAGCCUGCACAUGAAUGGAGCCACUACUGAGAAACUGGACAAGAUGGUGUCCAAACUACCACAGAUGAAGUCGAUCUGUAACCUCCAUAUUGACAAGCUGGAGUUCUUCCGCCUGGUUCACCCGGAAACAGCCUACAGCUUCCCGCCUCUGUACAGGGAAGUGUUCGGCAGCGAGAUCAACUUCCCUGACUCCACCAACAGUUAGAGUGAGGGAGAUAUUGAGGGAGAGAAUGAGAGAGAGUGUGAAGGGGAAAUUAUAGGCUUGUGUUAAAGAGAGUCCAUUACGUGUAAAAACAGCAUUUCAAAGAAAAACAUUUUAAAAACCUCCAGGGAGAAUCCUCAGUCUAUUGCAGCACUGUCAGCCUACAUACAAACACAAUACACCACACACACACUUAACCCGCUGCAAACACGUUCAUGUGCACAAACACAUGCUGCUACAGUACAGGGGCCAACAAAGUAUUUCAGAUUCGACAACACACACAAACACACUCAUAUAUGGAUUAUUUCUGGAGUUGUGCUCUCAAAUCUUUUAUUAUUUUACGGAAGCACUCCUAAAUGAUCUUUAAAUGUACAGAUGUAUGCUUGCAAAGGCCCUUUGUUGAUGUCUAAGCAUGCUACUAUUCCUUCUGCAUCUGUACACGAAGAGCUAUUUAAAUGGGUUUUAUAAAGGAGGUUUUAUAAAUAUGAUUUUAAGAAUUUUACAGGAUCAAACUCUCUUCCACAUGAACAUUCAGGAGAGCACAACACCUUUUUUAAUGAAGUGCAUCCUACGUACUAGGUGACAGUCACACGUCCUUCCCCGACGAAUCACUCUUUAAGCACUAAUAUCGCUUUUUUCCCCCUCCUUCUCCCCUCAAACGAAUCAUGAAUGUAUCCCAAAGCAAAGGCACUUAUUUUGAUUUGAGGCCGAAUGUACACAAUGCACUUUUGGUCUUGCAUUUUGCUUUAUGAGACUUUGACAAUCCACUCAAAAAAAACCCUAAUGUGCCCAGAUUGUUCGUUAAAAAUGAAGGGACCAAUGUUACCAGUGCUACUUUAAAUGAACAUUUCAUGUUAAAUACAAGUUUGUAAUAAUAAUAAUAUUAAUUAAAAUAAAUGUUUAAUUUAAUUUAAUGAAAAUAAUACAUUAAGAAAAAAGGCUUUAGAAAAUAAUUCUUAAAUAAUCUUUCAGUUUGUGAAAACAAACAUGCAUUGACAGAAAUGCACUUAUAGUGGAAGUAUAUGGGGCAACUGUAUGGUUAUAAAACGAUUGCCCCUUAUAGUGCUUAACUUAUCUGUUAGCAUCUGAGUUGAACUUGUAUUUAACCUGGAAGACAUCCUUUAAAGCUAUUUAAACGAACCAGAAAUCAUAAGUGUGCUAAACUCUUUUCUAAUGUGCAAUAGAACAACCUGAUUAUCACUACAAACGUGCAGUCAUGACCAAGCGUUUGUGAAUGCCUUGUUUUGUUACAAUUACGCAAAGAAAACCACGCAAUCCUCACUUUAACAGUUAUUUACAUGAUCGCAUACCUCAUAUUCAGCAGAACUUGACACAUUCAGUAUGGUAUUAGACUUUAGCAAACAACUGCAAAAGCACACAAUAUUAAAUGCAAAACAGAUAUAUAAGGAGUUUGCAAACUUGGGCAUGACUGUAAAGGAUUGGCGAACACAACUUUCUAAGCAGUGAUUCCAUCCACACAUGCUCUUAUUUGCUCAGGCACAUUUUGACAGUGUUUGGUGCUGCACCUUAUUUUUUUGUUGUCAUUUUAAUGCAAUGAGAAACCUCAGUCCCAUGUCCCCUUCCCUUGUAAAUGCCACUUUAGAAUAAGAAACAAUUAAAUGUUCAUUUCAUUUAUAUGGACAUUUCUAAAAGAUUAUUUUGAAUAGGAAUGUAAAUAAAUUAGUCUAUUUAGUCAAGAUAGCGAAGAGAGAGAGAGAGAGAGAGAGAGAGAAAGAAAGGUGGAGCGUGUAAGGAAGAGAGAUGGGAAUGUUAAAGAGCCAGGACUUUCAUCAGCCGGCUUUUGAAUUCUUCCGUCUUGUGCAUGGAAGUACCGGACCAGAGAAACGAACUGGGUUUGGACUGACUUUUGCCCAUUUUGUUCUGGAGCUGCUCCGGACAGAACGCUAACAAGAGAGCCAAGCUGGAUGGUGUGCCGACAUUGACAUCUGCGGAUCUGCGGAUGUUAUGUCUAAGCAAGAGAAAAGGAGAUUCCAUCAAAGCUCAGUCCUGUAGGUUUUGGGUACAGAUACGCCAGUGAGCACGGCUGUGGUUUCUGUUGUAUUAUUUUGUAAAUUGUCGAUCACCUCUCCUUUUGUCCAUUUCUGUGGUCCGGAUCGCGUCCUUCCAUCCUAUUUUUCCUACUAGUACACCAUAGUACAACAAAAACACAGUUUCAACAGAGUUCUCAGCUACUCCUUUGAGUCGAGGUUCACGGUAUUGUUUAUAGUACUACUAUAUAUACUACACGACUGGUUUUAAGUGAUUCGGAUGAACGACUGAUGUUGUAUUCUGUAUGAAAGAGAAAGAUAUGGUUUUGUAUCUCAGUUUUUAAUGAACAAGAGAAAAUCUGUCUUCUUUUUGUGUGCCCAACAUUACAAACCUCUCACGUCAAGGAGUGUAGCCUGCCCUUGGUUUAAGAAUGAGAAUUAUGGGAAAUAUGUCUGUGCAAUGUAUUAUUAAAUGUGUUGUUUUGACAAUCCCCACCUCUAGGCCUUUGAUGCAUGCCUUCCUGUUAAGACAAAACUGUCUCAUUCAGUCUCCCUGUAAAGCAAUUUCCAUGUUUAUUUUGUUUUUGUUUUUUGUAGAAGAAAUGUUUCUGCUUCUGUGUGUUUCACACAAAAAAAGAUUUAUUCUCAGGGAGAUAGCUGGUCUCUGUCUCACCAGUAUCCUCUGCCGACAACACACACACACACACACACACACACACAUACACACACACACUUUGCACCGAAUAGGAGACCCGUAUUCUUGAUCACUGUGUCCUGUAGCUAUAUUUAAAUAUAUAUAUAUUUUUGUGAAUGUCAAUCACAAAGUGUCAAAAACCUUUCCUCUUUCUGCUGAUGUACUAUUACAGGUUCUUUCAGCCUGAAUUAUAUGACAGAAUAUGACUACAUGAAAAAAUAAAUAAAAACUAAAGAUGGAUCUUAUUCUUUAAAAAGAAA